Messenger RNA from Caenorhabditis elegans, 1619 nucleotides. RefSeq names its product MFS domain-containing protein (gene C25E10.5). Bases 10 to 1488 code for a protein of 492 amino acids. Gene Ontology annotation, molecular function: transmembrane transporter activity. Gene Ontology annotation, biological process: transmembrane transport. The transcript has 8 exons. The record is from RefSeq and is marked reviewed. NCBI's taxonomy places the organism in Eukaryota, Metazoa, Nematoda, Chromadorea, Rhabditida, Rhabditidae. Gene Ontology annotation, cellular component: vacuole; membrane.
GAAGCGAAAAUGGGAGGCUCAAAUAAUUUUGAGAUGCUGGAAAAACGAAGAACAUCGGUGAAAAAAGACAGUCUGGUCGUGCCUGACAGUGAAGAUACAACAAACUGGCGGUUGAUCAUUGUCGCUGGAAUAGUUUCCGCAUUGAAUGCCGUGGAAAAUUCUGUUUUGGGAAUCGGAGAGUGGCCAUACAUGAAAGAGAUCGACAAGGAUGCAACCGCUCAAUUUUUCGGUAUGGCAACGUCAGCAUCCAAAUGUGGUCAUGCUUUGUUUGCGCUUGUUUUCUCAAUUUGGAGUUACAAAACACAUUCAGUCAAAAUUCCACUUCUCACAAGUCGGUUAAUUGCAAUCGUUGCAUGUGUCAUAUAUUUGAGUAUUGAAUAUGUACCGGUGAAUAAGAGAUAUGUUCUGAUGUCGGUUUAUAUCCUUCUGGGAAUUGCUAACAGUGCGACAACAGUACUUCGUGGAUACAUCGCGAUGUGCUCAUCAACUCAAGAUCGCCCCAGAGCUUUUGCUGUUAUUGGACUUUCCAUAAUUGUAUCAAUUGUUGUUGGUCCAACACUUCAACUAAUCUUCAGUAGCAUUGCCUACCCAGGAUACGAAAUUAUGCCAGGAAUUAGAUUCCAUAUCUACUCCGCUCCGAUUUGGUUCUCAUUCAUUUUAACAAUUCUUACUGCUGUGUUCAUUGGAUUUUUCUUGCAAGACGUCCACCGUGCAUCAACAGAAAGCAAAAUUGAAGAGGAAAGCAGUCGUCCAAUGUUCUCCAUGGAACAGCUGAAGGAGACAAUUGCCACGUUGAAGAGAAGUAACCUCGAUUGGAGUCUCAUUGGAGUUUGUCUUUUUGUGAAAAUUGCCGCCACCUUCUCACAUGCCACUAUGCAAUCAAUCAUGUCGAUUCUAUUCAUGGUACAGUAUGGAUGGACUGGAACGGAAACCGUUCGUAUGGGAUCAAUGCUGAUGGUUUGCUUUGGUGUUCUCUCUUGUGUCGUUCUACUUCUCUAUAUUUUCUGUAGACUGGGUCAAAUUCUUCCCCAACAAAAAGUCUUCCUUGUCUGCACAAUUGCAUCUGGAUGUGUCUUCCUUAUUACCUACCCAUAUGAAUUUAGCAGUAAACCAGUUGUUCUUUAUAAUGAAACAACUCACGCUGGAUGUAAUCCAGUUGAAUAUUCUUGGUGUGAAACUGCCGUCGCUGUCAACCCAUACUUUUUUAUGAUUGUCUCCAUUAUCGUCUCUGCUCCAUCAAUUCCAAUGAUGCACACUGCACUUGAUACAGUUUAUUCUCGUAUUCUAGGAAAUGUAGAUCAAAGUGUUGCUCAAGGAGCAAUGACAAUUGUUGACGAUAUUGUGUUUAUGGUAACACCCAUCUUUACAACAACUAUGUUCACCUUGCUGGGAGUUGGACCACUAUGGCUCAUCAAAUCAUCCGUUUUCUUCGCAAUUGCUGCUGUCUGGUUCUUGAAUCUCAAGAAAAUAACUACUCACAUGUAUUAAUCAUGUUUUUUAUUCUGUUGUGAACUUAUAAUAACGGGUUUAGUUGCAUUAUGCUGAUAGCGGUAAUAUUUAUUAAAACCGGUUCCGAAAACAAAAACAAGACAUUUAAUAUGUUAAUAAAGAUUUUCAAA